AUGGGGUGUGUCUUGGCAGAGGGCUUCUUGUGGCACACGUGUGCUAUGCCGAGUGUCCCUGACCAUGCUCGUGGCCAGGAGAAGGUGGGCAUCUCUCUCCUCACAUGCCGCUGGGGCCUGGGGGCGCCUUCUGCCUCUGGUAAAGUCAUGUUUGUCCUCACAUAUCCUCUGGGGCGUCAGCCAUCCGGGUCUCCGGCUUGUGCCGAUGGGGUUGUGGGGCUCAACCUGGGCUCAUCUCCACAGAUGUUUCACGCGCUCUCCAUUUCCAGGGAGCUCAUGUCAUGCCUACAUUUUUUCUCUCUCCCUCCAAGCUCUGUGGAAGAGUGGGAGCCGUGGAGUCUGGUCUCAUUGUCCUGCCCCGUUCAGGAUAGGAGGGUGGCCAAGUCAGAGGACAGAAGUGCCCAGGAUCCCUGCCCCUUGCCCCCGAGUGUGUCGUCGUCCAGGCAGGCUCCUGUUCUCUUUGGUCACUUGUGGGGGGGUCUCCUGAGCCAGAGAGACCCCGGAGUGAGCAGGGGAGGGAGCAGACACGCGGGGACAGAGGCCACUGGGUCCCAGUGUCCCGCAGAGGACGCUCCAUUACAGGCCACAGGAGGGCGUGGGCAUGGGCGUUAG
Messenger RNA from Rangifer tarandus platyrhynchus (Svalbard reindeer), 612 nucleotides. The record is from the annotation of a GenBank genome assembly. Lineage: Eukaryota; Metazoa; Chordata; Mammalia; Artiodactyla; Cervidae.